Messenger RNA from Anopheles stephensi (Asian malaria mosquito), 3739 nucleotides. RefSeq lists its product as uncharacterized. The transcript has 10 exons. Gene Ontology annotation, molecular function: serine-type endopeptidase activity. Lineage: Eukaryota; Metazoa; Arthropoda; Insecta; Diptera; Culicidae. Gene Ontology annotation, biological process: proteolysis. The record is from RefSeq and is a predicted model, not a curated record. Bases 604 to 3657 code for a protein of 1017 amino acids.
AGACACAAUGUGGCACAACACGGGCGGGGUGGUCGGUUAAGUGUUGUGAUCCGUGCGGAACAAUACGAUUUCCCACUAGUGGUUUGAACGGUGUCCGAGGUGUGCGCAAGGACCGUGAGUGAGUGAAUUCGCGUGCCUCAAUUAAGGUCUUUAGCCGUGCAAAGUGAAAAAACGUAUGGAUCUUUGCAGCAAAAGUGCGUACAGUGAUCGAAGAAGUGCAAGAACACGAUCGAUGUGUUUACUUACGUUUUACGCGCGACGGUUACCAUAGUUACGGGCGAAAAGCUUCAAACAGUUAAAUCUCAGCUACCCGUAACUACGCCCCAGUAGGCGAGCGAAGAGAAGAGCAUUCUUUUUAAGUACCGUGUAAGUGGCCACUUUCGACACUCGUUGCCCGCAGUUGAGGCAGUUGAGCGGUGCAUACACUUCAAGAUCAAAAGUGCUUCGAGCCAGCCAGUGCAAACUGGCCAGUGAAGAAAAAGUGAACCAUAUCAAGGCCGGAAUAGGAUUGGAGCGGAGUUUCUUCGACUGUGCGCGUGUUUGUGUCAACUCGCUGAUUUCCUUGCCUAUCGAGAUCGACAUCAGCCGCUCAUUGUGAUCAUCAUGUGCAAAAUUUCGACCCGAUCCAGUUUGGCGGCAAUCGUGCUGACGGCAUCCAUUCUGGCCGAUCUUGCGUUUGCCACACCUUGGGGCAAUUAUUACGAGUACGGCGGACAUCCGACGGGACCCCAGGUAUAUCAGUACAACCAGCGCGUCGAGCAUCACCGAACGGUGCCGGACAGUGUGCCCGCAUCGUCCGGCACAAUUAACUGCCGCUGCACCAAGCUUCGCUACUGCACCAGAAUACUGGAAAUGCUGCGGAACCCCAAAUCGAGCUACGCUAGCUUUAACUCCAAACUGAAGGAACUGGCCUGCGGUUACGGCAUUGAUAAUGAGCCGAACAUUUGCUGCCCGCUGGACGAUAGCUGGCUGCGGGACGUCGGUACCGACGAUGAAGGCCAUUCGUCGGAAGAAAACGAUUCACAUUCUGCGAUCGGGUGGGAUGAAGGUUACACGAACCGAAAGUCGGACAAUGGGCAUCAGUGGUCGAAGGAACGGUUCAAGUACAUCCCCACGGCGGGUAAGGAUAGUAAGCGGAUAGGAAACACUAGGACGGCGACCACCUCUUCCACCUGGUGGAAGCAAAGGCCACAGAAAAGCAACACGAUCGCCCAGUUCGAGGAUCCCAAAACGAUGAAGAACUGUCCACCGGAGAUUUAUCCGAAUGAAGCGGAAGUAACGUUACGACCGACCAAGGCGUAUGUGGCACCCAUCAUGAGAACGACCAAGCGACCGACUGUGGUUCUCGGAAGUAAUCGUCUCGCUGAGACAACAACUGUUCCGAUCACAACCGAACAGCCGAUAACUACGACGGAACUGAUAACUACCGUGCUGCCCGAUCAACCGAUGAUUAAUGCACCGCUCUGUGGGCUUUCGGUUAACACGAGAAUCAUCGGUGGUGAAACGGAGGUACCGGGACAGUUCCCGUGGAUGGCUCGCUUAGCCUAUCGAAAUCGAACUUCUGGACGCGUAACGUACCGUUGCGCAGGAUCGCUCAUCACCAAUCGGCACGUGAUAACGGUGGCCCAUUGUGUCACGAAUCUUAUUGAUGAACUUCAGCUAGUCAGCAUACGAUUGGGUGAUUUGGAGUGUAAUGCUGUGACGGAUCCACGGUGCAGCGCCCGGUAUCAGGACUUUGCGAUCGAUCGGGUCAUUCCGCACGAGAGCUAUGAUAUGCCCAAGUAUGCCAACGAUAUCGCACUGAUCAAGUUGCGCGAAACGACAGAAACGUACAACAUCAUCAGUCCACUGUGCUUGCCGACGGAUCAGUAUGCACCGUACGCGCUUAAUCUUACCGGCCAGAUGGGAAUCAUUGCUGGCUGGGGUUCUACCAGUAAUCGAAGCAACACACCGAGUCCCACUCUCCAGUGGCUACGGUUGCCCAUAGUGGACACGGCUGGCUGUGCCACCGCAUACGCACGGUACAGCGUCAACUCGCGCAAUCCCAUCAUCGUGUCCGAGAAUCAGAUGUGUGCCCAGGGUCAGGAAAAUCGAGACGCUUGCCAAGGCGAUUCCGGAGGACCGCUGAUGAAUGAGGCCAUAUCAACCCGCGACCGGUUCGUGCUGCUCGGGCUCGUCUCGUUCGGACCGCGCACGUGCGGUGUGUCAAACUUUCCGGGCGUGUAUACGCGCAUUUCGUCGUACAUUGAUUGGAUAUUGACCAACGUUAUGCGUUAUUGCCAGCUAAUGCGAAAAUCGCAGACAUGCAUUGGCUCGGCUCGUGCGUACUCUGUCGCCCUGCAGCACCUGCAUCUAAUGCGCCAUCUCUAUUGCUCGCCCGUGCGCGUGUGUGCGGCGAUUGAUCUUGAAAGCAAGACGCCUCGCAAACAACCAGCGCGGACGCGACGCACUAUUAGCCCGGGUUCCGCGUCAUGGCGCACGAUUAGUCAUUCGAAGCAUUCCGUACGAAUCGGACACCUUGCAGCGAACAUGAUGAGCGCUUUCGGUCGCUGCCCAGAAGUGGUUCCGUUUUUGCUGCUAGCUGUUCUAAGCCUCACUGCUGCCCAACAAUGCACCCUGCCGGAUAAUAGGCCCGGCCAAUGCAUACUACUGCGCAACUGUAACAGCCUGCUGACGCUGAUCAAGAAAAAGCCUCUGCUGGACGAGGAUCGGACGUACCUGCAGCGGACACAGUGUGGAUGGUCAACGGCGGAAAGACAUCCGCUGGUGUGCUGUGCCGACAGCGAUCUCGUAGCACCGGUGCGUGUAGGUGCCGGACUCCUGCCAACACCGGGCCAGUGUGGCAUACAGACGAGUGACCGCAUCUUUGGCGGUGUAAACACACGCAUCGACGAGUUCCCGUGGAUAGCGCUGCUGAAGUAUGCAAAACCAAACAACGUUUUCGGGUUUCACUGUGGCGGUGUGCUGAUUAACGAUCGCUACGUCCUUACCGCUUCGCACUGCGUCAACGGCAAAGACAUCCCAACGACCUGGAAUCUUGCCGAAGUGCGACUCGGUGAAUGGGACACCUCGACCGCUCAGGACUGUGAAGGAUUGGGCGAAGAUGUGGACUGUUCCCCACCGCCCAUAGACGUACCGAUCGAGAGUAAGAUACCGCACCCGGAAUAUGUGCCAACGUCGACCGAACAGUACAACGACAUCGCCCUGCUACGGUUAUCAUCUACCGUGCCCUACUCUGACUUCAUCAAACCCAUCUGCCUACCGACGCAGGCCGAACUGAAGGCACGGGAUUACGUUGGCUUCCGGAUGCAGGUCGCUGGCUGGGGACGUACCGCAACGGCACGAUACAGCAAUGUGAAGCAGAAGGUGGCGGUCGACGGUGUUUCGCUGGACUCGUGCAAUCAGGUGUACCAGCGCGAACAGGUGCUGCUGCGCCAGUCUCAGCUGUGUGCCGGUGGUGAGGCGGGCAAGGAUUCUUGCCAGGGUGAUUCCGGUGGUCCACUGACGGGCAUUCAUACGGCGGGUGGUGUGCAGUACUGGUACCUGAUUGGGUUGGUAUCGUUCGGGCCGACACCGUGCGGACAGGCCGGAUGGCCUGGAGUUUACACCAAGGUUGACCAGUACGUAGACUGGGUUACUGCCACGAUUGUUGCUUAACGCAAGCGUGAGGGCGCAUUGGUGGGUAUUUUAAUGGUUUAAUAAAGUGACAUUUACAUAAGUGCAUACGAACAAAAGCGAA